Molecule: messenger RNA, 3712 nt
Organism: Eurytemora carolleeae
Lineage: Eukaryota; Metazoa; Arthropoda; Copepoda; Calanoida; Temoridae
Product: NFX1-type zinc finger-containing protein 1
Exons: 24
Coding region: 83-3697 (1204 amino acids)
Biological process (GO): regulatory ncRNA-mediated heterochromatin formation
Cellular component (GO): nuclear RNA-directed RNA polymerase complex; nucleus
Molecular function (GO): zinc ion binding; helicase activity
Source: RefSeq, a predicted model, not a curated record
AUUUUUCUUAAUUUCAGAUUCAGGAAUUAAAAUGUAUUGAUUCGCUGGCAGUGUUUGAUGGUCUUUUGUCUGAAUAGACGACAUGGAAUUACAGAUCCAAUCCCUCCUUCAGGAGGCUGAAUAUAUAGGAGAUGAUGGAGUUGGAGGAGGUGAAGGUGUGGGAGUUGCAGAAGAUGUAAAAUAUUUAAGAAAACAAUAUUUUCUUUUGAAUGAAGAUUUCCAACGUCCAUUGAGGAAAGGGUUGCAAGGGUUACUAAGAACAGGUUCAGAUGAGAACUUGAUCUGUAUCGGACGGGGUACUGUUGUAUCCAGAUUCUACGAUACAGCUGUGGGAUACAAGGUUCAGAUCAAAGAUCACAGUUCCAGCCUAGAAGAGCUUCUCCCUGGUUCUCUUCUGGUUCUCCUCUCUCGGAGUUCUGGUUUCAGGUUGGAACCUGAGUCUUUGGUUCUCUGUUCUGGGGAACAAGGUUCAGAACCAGCUCUGCUCCGGGUACAGGUUCUAGACGGUCAAUUACUCAAGGAUGUGGAGUACAGUGUGUAUAAGUACACAGUGUACUUAGAAGCGUACAAGCAUCAUCUAAAUAUUCUAAAGAACAUGAAGAACUGUCCUGGUCCUCUACCCAGAUACAUAAUCAACUCAGGUAAAGACCCUAAAAUCCUAGAGCCUGAGUAUUUAAGCAAAACUGAAACCUUGUCUCUGAAUUGUCUAAAAUAUUUACACAAUUCCUUCCAGAAAUCUGAAUCCGCCCUGACAGUUGACGAAGUUCAUAAACUUCUUCUCUCAAAACACAGUUCUUCCUCAGCCUCGUCCCCAGGAUCUUCAAGUCUCCAGAUCUUCAAAGCUAGUGGAGAAUACAAAUAUCUCCGAAACAACCCUAAUCUGAAAACUUCCUGUUCUGAAACCCCAGUUAUUAAUAACUUUCCAAAACGUGAACCUAUAGAAUGUCAAAAAUCAUUAUCAAACCAAUCUCAAAUCUCCGACCUGGAAGAAUCUCAAAUCUCCGACCUGGAAGAAUCUCAAAUCUCUGGUCUUGAAAAAUCUCAAGCUGAAGCUCUAAAAAAUGCUCUAACCCAAGAAGUCAGCCUUAUCCAGGGUCCUCCUGGAACAGGGAAAUCGUUUCUUGGUUCCCUUCUGGUCCAGGUACUACUGGAGAAUAGAAGUUUAUGGACCAGGACAAGUUCUACUCCGGUCCUUGUUAUCUGCUAUACCAAUGCUGCUCUAGAUGAGUUUCUUGAGUCUGGUUUACGGUAUACCCGGAGAAUUGUUCGUCUUGGCUCCAGGUCUAAAUCAGAUCUGUUGGAGAACUAUACUCUCAACUCUAUACUAGGAUAUCGAAGAGAUGCCGCGCUCAGAAAUCAAGGAGCCUACUGGAAGGAGAAAGAGCUAAGAUCAGCUCUACAUGAUCUAAACUUAAGACUAGCAGAGCAGGGUUCAGCUUCAUCUGAAGAUAUUUCUCUGCAUCAUGGUUUAAUUCAACAACUCCGAAGUUUAACGGCCGGGGAGGGUCGACUGGUUUGCCAAGGAGCAGAUAUUAUUGGAACAACCUGUACUGGAGCUGCUAAACACCGUCAACUCCUCCACCAGCUUAACCCAAAAAUAGUUCUGGUGGAGGAGGCCGGGGAGAUGAUGGAGAGUCAGCUGAUUGCCUCCAUCCCCCCUUCCUCUACGCAUAUCAUCAUGAUAGGGGACCAUCAACAGCUUAGACCACAGGUUGGAUCUCCUGAACUUGCCAAGUCUGAAUCUCAUGACAUAUCUCUGUUUGAGAGAUUGAUUAUCUGUGGGUUCCCCUUCUCCUGUCUUUUAACCCAGCACAGGAUGGUUCCUCUCCUCUCUUCUCUCCUGUCUCCGAUAUAUCCAGGUCUCCGAAACCAUCCGGAGGUAGAACGGAGAGGACGGAUUCCAGGGUUAGUUUCUCCGCUCUUCUUCAUCAAUCAUUUACAUGCUGAACACCAAUCUCAGGGUGGCAGUAGAACAAACAAAUUCGAGGCAGAGUUUUGUGUAGCACUUGUUCAAUAUCUAGUUCUUCAAGGCAUACAGCCUUCUAGGAUAUCCGUCCUUACAAGGGAUGUGUCUCAUAGAAUAAGCGUGGCUUUGUCCAGAGCUCGCGAUGUCCUUAUAAUCCUCGGGAACCUUGAAGAGCUGGCCUCAGCCUCGAAGCUCUGGACCGAUCUAGAGGCCAUCUUAAGGAGCAGAAACCUUGUUGGACAAUCUCUUCCUGUGUGUUGUCAACCCCACGGGUCUGUGACCCAAGUUUCAAGUUCUUCUGAUCUCCAGUACCUUCAAAAUGGCGGCUGUGGAGAAAUGUGCGAAAUCAAGAUGGCGUGCGGGCACACAUGUUUAGAAAAGUGUCAUGGCGGAUCCAUCCGCCAUUGUUGUGGUAGGGUUUGCUCAAGAAGUUGUAAUAAAGGACAUCCCUGCAGUAAACUCUGUGGAGAAGAUUGUGGAGAGUGCAGUAUCAGGGUUGAGGUCAAAUUACAGUGCGGACAUCUUCAAGAUAUUCCCUGUUAUCAGAGAACGGAGCUGGCUGUUUGUUCUGUUGUCCAGGUUGAUUCUCUUUCUUGUGGUCAUUCUCAACCAAGACCUUGUGGUACUUCCUCUCAAACUUGCUCUCAAAUCUGCUCAAGUCGUCUAGAAUGUGGCCAUGAAUGCUCUUUACUUUGUCAUCCUAUAUCUACCCUUCACACCUGCACCAAACCCUGUCCUAGUUCCUGUGUGAAAGGACACCCCUGCUCUGGGUUAUGUGGUGAAGUAUGUAAACCUUGCUCCCACCCGGUUCAAGUUCUCCUACCUUGCUCACAUCUGGGAAAUCUGACCUGCAGCGAAGACCUGGAGAAGUAUGAGUGCACAGAGAAGUGCAGUAAAAUUUUAGAUUGCGGGCAUAAUUGCCGCGCAUUAUGUUAUGAAGACUGUGACCGCAGUUGUAGAUUUAGAGGUCAACUUGUUCUGCCCUGUGGUCAUUCUGCUAACGGUAGAUGUGGUGACCCUCCAGCCUGCUCCAACCCAUGUCCUCUCCUCCUGUUGUGUGGACACCCCUGUCAGGAGUCCUGUGGUGCUCUCUGUACAACUAAAUGCAAAGAGCCGGUUUCUAUAACUCUAAUAUCUGGGACUAGGACCGAGCAGAGUAGAUCCUGCUCCCAUACUCCUGUUCUACUCUGCCAUGCUGCUAGAGCUAGGGAUCAAGAUCAGAUUCCUGAAUGUAAAGAGGUUUGCUUUGCCCGCCUUUGCUGUGGCCAUCUUUGCUCCGGGAUCUGCUCUGAGUGUAAAGAAUUUGAGCUGCAUCUUCCCUGUGUCCAAGCAUGUACAAGGACGUUGUUGUGCGGUCAUCCUUGUACAAGUAUAUGCGGUCAGCCUUGUCCCCCUUGCAAGCUGAACAGUUUAAUCAGGUGUCCUCAUGUAAAAGCAAAAAACAAAUGCGACGAGUUACCUAAACCCUGUAAAGAAAAGUGUGAGUGGAAAUGCGAGCAUAAAAAGUGCACAAAGAAGUGCUCCUUGGAUUGCAACCGAACUCUCUGUGAGGAAAAAUGCCGAAUAAAAUUAAAGUGCGGACACUUAUGUACAGGGUACUGUGGAGAACUGUGUUUAUGUACAGUAUGUUCUGGUUCUGGGGAAGGAUCAGGACCGUGGAUAAACCUUGGUUGUGGUUGUGCUCUGACCUAUCCUGUCUUUAAACCUGACUCCAGGUACAAGUUUAACUAGGGAGGAAUAAACCUU